UUAUCGCGUUUUCCUGGAUAAGAUAAGGAAAAGUUAAACAGAAAAUUGUAUAACAAUCCACUGAAGUGAAUGUAGGACUCGGUCCAAGACCAAAAAUUUUCCGAAGAGGAAAGCCGAGAAAAUCGAUACAAUAUAUCCUGACGUGGCCGUAAAAUACACGACAUUAGAAUGUGAUUAUUACAUUGCGUGUCUGUAUUUAUUUUUACAUCGGCAAGUGUCAUGCAGCUUUGUGCAAUGUUGUUUGGGCCGAAAUGUGCGACUGAAGAUGAACGACGCGUGACGAAACGUCUGUGAGCACAUUUAAAAUGACCGAAAGCGUAAUUAAACACUACAAGAAACAACUACUCUACCAACACGACACCAACGAAAAAAAUGACUUCAUCGAAACCGAAAUAAAACCAAAAAUUCGGCGAAAAAGAAAAAACAAAAUUUGCAGAGGCCAAUUUCGACACGACGCAAUGGAAUUGAUAAAACUGGGGGCACACCCUUCUCAUUCGUUGUGCAAAACGCGCCUGGACAACCUGCCCCGGAAGCGGAAACUAGAGUCGCCCCCAGUGGUCGCAGCCAUUGAUCUAACCGUCGAAAGCAAGAAAAAAGACCAAAAAAGUGACCCAAAAAUGCCGCAAUUGUUCCUAAUUAAGGACCUUUUGGCGAAGGGCGUCCGAAUUGACCCGAAACCGCAACAACAAUCGGUGAUCGUCAGCACGGAUCGGCGGGAGUCGGACGACGUCGACACGAUUAGCGUGAGCAGUGGCGAGUCGGUGAAUCCCCGACGGCAAAUCCCCCACGGCAAACUCUUCUACUACAAGAACAAUAACACUCUCAUUCGGUAUUUCGACGAGACGCAGAAAAAAUUGUUCAUUGAUAGUAUUUCGAGCGAUGGUGCAUACAGUGCUACCAACGACCAAGAAAUCAUACAACUCCCCAAAACGGCCGUUUUUAGCCCCAAAGAUAAUCUCACAGUGGAGGAAUACGUGUUUGAAAUGACCCAAGUCGAGAAAUACGUUCCUCGCGAUUUUUUCCUCUUCUACAAGUUCGUCACCGGUUAUCAGAUUUGCAAUAAUAAUCUUCCGGUGUCGUUUCUCACCUUUUUGAAGGUUUACAACACCAACGGCUUGAAGGUUUUGCUCGAAAGGUACAUCAACAGUUUGAAAGAAAAUUAAGCGAGUUUUUGUACCACUAAUUUAUUUUUUGCUACUUAAAACCUAAGUUUUGUAUUGUUCGAUUUAAAAUAAAAACUACA
Tribolium madens (black flour beetle) is the source of this 1243-nucleotide messenger RNA. RefSeq lists its product as uncharacterized. NCBI's taxonomy places the organism in Eukaryota, Metazoa, Arthropoda, Insecta, Coleoptera, Tenebrionidae. The transcript has 6 exons. The coding region runs from base 306 to 1163 and encodes 285 amino acids. The record is from RefSeq and is a predicted model, not a curated record.